Helianthus annuus (common sunflower) is the source of this 1523-nucleotide messenger RNA. Its product is annotated as 3-hydroxyisobutyryl-CoA hydrolase 1. Gene Ontology annotation, molecular function: 3-hydroxyisobutyryl-CoA hydrolase activity. NCBI's taxonomy places the organism in Eukaryota, Viridiplantae, Streptophyta, Magnoliopsida, Asterales, Asteraceae. Gene Ontology annotation, biological process: L-valine catabolic process. The coding region runs from base 88 to 1239 and encodes 383 amino acids. The record is from RefSeq and is a predicted model, not a curated record. The transcript is spliced from 12 exons.
AGCUGUUAUAUCUACGCCAAAAAUUGAGCAUAUUGUUACUUCCAUUAUUCUCAAGAUCUUCAAGCUUUGUAGUUGCAGGUUUCAAUAAUGGCUCUCACCAAUGCAGACCAGGUAAUUUUUGAACAAGUCUUGGGGGUACGAAAAAUGAUACUAAACAGACCAAAGCAACUAAACACACUCAGCUAUGAGAUGUUAAGAAGUAUGUACGAGAAGUCAAGAGCUUAUGAGGAUGACCCCACGGUUAAGCUCGUUAUACUUAAGGCAAACGGGAAAGUAUUUUGUUGUGGGGGGGAUCUUGCAUCUGGUUAUACAUAUGUUCAACUUGGACAUUGGAGUUUUGGAGCCAGUUAUUACAGGAAAGAGUUUUGUUUAGAUUACUUACUCGCAACGUAUAAGAAACCAUUGCUUGCAAUUCUAGAUGGAAGCGUUAUUGGAGGAGGCGUUGGAAUAUCGAUACAUUCGACGUUUAGAAUCGUCACUGAGAAUACAAUUUUCGCGAUGCCUGAAGUGUUGAUUGGAGCAUUUCCUGAUGUUGGAGCAUCUUAUUUUCUUUCACGGCUUCCAGGAUUCUUUGGAGAAUAUGUGGGAUUGACUGGUGCUCGAUUAAAUGGAGCCGAGAUGCUUGUAUUUGGUCUUGGAACACAUUUUGUCCCGUCCAAGAAUCUAAAAUCUUUGGAGGAUGCUCUUGAAAAAACGGUUGCUUCAUUCGGUUCACCAAGUGUAGCUACAAUGUCCAUGAUUAUUAACAAGUUUGCACAAGUACAAGUCAAGUCAGAUAGUGCGUAUCUUAGGCUUGACAUGAUCAACCAAUGCUUCUGCGGUGAAUCAUGUGAAGAAAUAUUAUCCUCGUUGGAACACUUGGCUACACAAGUUCAAGAGAAAUGGGUCAUUGAUGCUAUCACAUCAAUGAAAUCCGCUAAUCCACUAGGUCUCAAGAUUUUCUUGAGAACGAUUAGAGAAGGUCGAUCCAAAAAUAUUGAGCAAUGUCUUGAGACAGAAUACAUUGCCAUCUCCAAUCUUAUUGCCGGAAAGAUUAGCCAUAACUACUAUGAGGGCGCUAGAGCUAUGUUAAUCGACAAAGACAAGAAACCUAAGUGGGUACCAUCAAAACUAGAGGAUGUUACAGAAGAAAUGGUGGCCAAGUGUUUUUCUAGAUCUUUCACCGAGGAUGAUGAUUGGUUGCCUUUACAACUUCCCACAAAAACUCGCGGAACCCAUGUCCGUGCAUCAAAACUCUGACGUUUACCAAGAAAGGUUCCUUUUCGGUAACCUAAAGCCCUUCAGCUCUAAUAAAAAAUUUCAUGUUCAAUAAAAAAUGGUGUGUAUUUUGUGUGUGACUUACUUGUUCGUGUUUUUCAGUUUAAUAUGUUACCCAUGUCAAAACUAAAAUAAUUAAGUUACAUCUGUUAUAAUUUAUUACUAUUUUACGCUCAUCCCAAUGUUUAUGUACUUUUAGGUUCAAAACUGUAUCAUCGUUAUAUAUUAUAAAUGUAACUAGGUUUAAAGAAGUUCGUCAUGUUGCG